AGCUCCAGGGAACGGCGAUGGGGGCGGCCUGUGCGCCCUCAUACGCCAACCUUUUCCUGGGGCUGUGGGAGAGGACCAUAUUCAUGACUGAACCCGCCCCUCAUAUUGAAAAAGUUCUACAGUGGGGCCGCUAUAUAGAUGACAUUCUCUUUGUCUGGCAGGGCACGGCAGAAGAGUUGUCCACGUUUAUGACAUAUCUGAAUACUAAUGAACUAAACAUAAAAUUGACCUAUAAAUGGGGGAGGUCGAAAAUGGAGUUCCUGGAUGUAUUGUUUGAUGUUGACCAAGAUGGUUAUAUCUCAACAGAUGUGUAUCGCAAAAAAACCUCUACCAAUACUCUUCUUCACGCUUCCUCUUCUCACCCCCAUGCACUUGUCUCCAAUAUCCCGACAGGUCAGUUCCUGCGAAUCCGACGGAUUUGUUCCACGGAUGAACACUUUGAAAAACAGGCUAAUGAUCUAUCUCUACGCUUUCAGGAACGGGGAUAUCAAGAAAGGGAUAUCACCAGAGGCUAUGCACGAGCUAAGGAUACACCACGAGGCAAUCUGCUUACCCAGUCCAAAAGGAAAAAGGGAAAUGACCAGAGAAUUCCGUCGGAGAAUACGGGAACAUGUCCUAGGAAUUGAAGCAGCC
Molecule: messenger RNA, 633 nt
Organism: Hyla sarda
Lineage: Eukaryota; Metazoa; Chordata; Amphibia; Anura; Hylidae
Exons: 2
Coding region: 18-626 (202 amino acids)
Source: RefSeq, a predicted model, not a curated record